AUGAUGCGAGGGGCUUCCAAGGCGAAUGGUGCAUCGAAUUAUGGCUUGAUAACACCAGAGAAAGCGGUGGGCGUGAUAUACCGUAGUUUCCGCGGGAGUCAGAGCUGGGUGCCAUCCAAGGCGCUGUCUAAAUGUCUAUCGAUACCUUACCAACACUUUCUCAUCGUGACAACGCCAAAAGACGAUCUUUCUAACUUGAUCUGGACAAGUGUAUUGGUGCUCGUCUACUGUGCGACUCACCUCGUGGACUACCACGAAAGCUGGUACGAAGUCGCAGAUGCGAGCACAGCGUGGCUACGACAACAACAGCAUUUCGUCGACCAGCGCGACGAUCUCGUGCGCAGUGCCUGUGAUCUGUUGGGUGUCGGAGAUCCCGAUCAGCUCCUCUCGACGCUUUUCACUUUAGUAAUGGAGACACCAGACCCCGCAACAGUAGAGGAAGACGCCCUGUUGCUGCGUGAAGGCUGGCAGCGAUGUUUCUUGAAUGAACCUCCAUACACGGCUUACUAUUGGAACGCCGAGACAAACCACAGCACGUGGCGCCAUCCACUGGAAACUGCACAAAUGCAACGAGAGCUCCAAGAGAAGAAAGAGAAACGCCAAGCUCUACUCGCUAAGGUACUUCCCAUGCGUCUGCCUAUUAACCGGGAUGCAAAACCGCCUACCGAAAUUCAAAUGUGCUCUGAAUGUGCUGCCCGUAAGAUUAAGCGAACUGCCAGUCCAUUUGGCAAAUGGUUUGCGCUUCCGAGAGUGUUUGGGUCGAGCGGGAUUUCCUAA
Molecule: messenger RNA, 777 nt
Organism: Phytophthora nicotianae INRA-310
Lineage: Eukaryota; Oomycota; Peronosporomycetes; Peronosporales; Peronosporaceae
Exons: 2
Coding region: 1-777 (258 amino acids)
Molecular function (GO): protein binding
Source: RefSeq, a predicted model, not a curated record